AUGUACCUGCCACUCCUGUUGCUUUUCAGUGUCCUUUGGCAAGAGACACUCGCAAAGACUCCCAUCAAUCCUUUGCUAUGGUUCAGGGAACCAUGUUCUCCAAACGACUCACCAUAUCACCCCGGCCUGCGCGGCCGUAACGGCGUCUACUGGGGUUGGAAUCCUGAUAUUGAGCGUGGAGAUAAUAUCUCCAUGAUCAAUCGGGCAACUGGCCACCACGCCAACGCCAGCACCGUCUCCAUCUUCUCGCAGAUCAACUCUCCCGACGGCUUCGAUGGGCACCAACUCCUACGCCACCUCGACGAGAUCAAAGGCACCGGGGCCGCCCUCAUUGCCUCCGUCAUGCCCAAUGGUCUUUCAUUCAAUGAAGUCACCCCCGCCAUCGCCGCUGACAUUGCCAAGGUUGUCAGGCAAUUCACCGACCAAGGCAUUGAAGUCUGGCUGCGCUUCGCGCACGAGAUGAACUGGUACGUUCGCCCGGGUACGUACCGCGGCAACUCGACUCAGUUCGUCAAAGCGUGGCGCACCGUCCACUCCGCCGUCAAAGAUAUCGAGGGUUGUAUGAUGUUCUGGUGUCCGAACAACGCCAAGACCAUGGAUCUGUACGAGGAGUGGUGGCCCGGGCCAGAGUACGUCGACAUAGUUGGUAUGGACAUCUAUGCGAGCAAGACGACGGCCAACUUCCGGAACAUUUAUGGCGGGUUCUAUGAGGCGUAUGCGAAGAAGUAUCGGAAGCACUUUGUGAUUCCCGAGACGGCGACGAAGCCGGAUACUGCCGAGCUGAAGCAGAGCUGGCUGAAGGCGUUGGCGAGCGAUGAUCUGAGUGCGUAUCCGUGCUUGAAGAGUAUCAGUUGGUUUGAGCUGCGGAAGAGCUUUGACUAUCGGGUGGUAAUGGGGCAGGGGAAUGCGGCGAUGGAGAAGACACUGGGUAAUUUCCGAUGA
Sordaria macrospora k-hell is the source of this 942-nucleotide messenger RNA. RefSeq lists its product as uncharacterized. Gene Ontology annotation, biological process: substituted mannan metabolic process. Gene Ontology annotation, molecular function: mannan endo-1,4-beta-mannosidase activity. Lineage: Eukaryota; Fungi; Ascomycota; Sordariomycetes; Sordariales; Sordariaceae. The record is from RefSeq and is a predicted model, not a curated record.